AUGGGGAAGCCCAAGGCAAGGCCCAGCACCACCGGAGCCUCCAAGGGAAAAACAACAGUCACUCGGCGAGGAUCCAGCACAACCUCCCGUCCAUCCAACGAAGGACGGAAGCGGCAGCAGACACAAGGCCGAGGGGGCCCUCCUGGGCAGACUCAGCUAGCCUCACCAUUGCCUGUACGUACGACAGCAGCGUCAAACACGUCCCCACGUGCACAACGCGCUGCUCGACGAGGGGAGGCAGCGCGCCUGCAGGAGCGGCAGCAAGAGGAGCAGGCGGGACAGGAGGGUUUGGCGGCGCAGGAGGAGCCGGCAGCUGACGCAGUUGAGGCCGAGGCAGAGGAAACUGAUUUACGGGGGGAUGUCGCUGCUGCGGGGUCAGGUUUGACGCGGAGGGGGGAGCAGGGUGCUGCGGCAGAGGCGGAUCCGACGGGGACGGGGCGGGAGGCGCACUCGCCUGCUGCUGUGCCUGCAGCCGCCUCUGACGACGACUCAACCGCGCCCGCUGUGGGGCCGACGGCGCCACCAGCGGACGAGGUUGUGGCUGCGGAGGAGGCGCAUGUGGAGCAUGGGUCGGCUGAUUCACCGGCGCCAUUGGUGGCGGUGUCCCCCUCACCUCUCGGGGAGGUGGAGAUUGCGGCGGUUGUAGCUGAGGCAGAAGGGCAACCAGAACAACCCCCGAACGAACCGUUUGCGCCGACUGCCGCUGAGUCCGCCGGAAUGUCUGCUGCUGCCACGGCCGUAAACAUGCGGGAGCGCGGCCAGGCGGUGGAUGGAAUUGAGGGUCCCGUGAUCGGCGCCGCUUUUGGCGCCGCACCAGCAAGGAAGAAGGUGAAUCUGCGCGCCCAGCCAGCCCCGAGGCGGCCCGGAGCAGGGCUAGGACCUGGGGCGGCAGCGCUGGCGUACUCCCCGCGAUCCCCAGUGGAGGCAGAGGGGGAAGAGGAGGGACACGCGGAAGGGGAGUUCCACUCCUGGGUGGCGAGGCUGCAAUCUGAGGGCCGUGCUGUUGAAUUUGAGGUCUGGAUUGAUGAGCUCCAGCUGUUCCUCCAGUGCGAUAGGGCAGACGGCCUCUCUCUGUUCGACCUCACCUCCGGUGCCUCCCCUGCCCCACCUGCUACUGCUGAUAGCACUGUUCGCUCACAGUGGGCGACACGCGAUGCUGCUGGCCGUCUUCCUGUGCGUCGCCACUUACCGACCACUGAGCGUGCACACUUUAGCCAGUACAAGAGUGCUCAGACCUUGUACGACGCUGUAGUUGCACGCUACUCUUCCCCUGCCACUGCUGCACUGAGCCGCCUCAUGCUACCGUACCUCUUCCCUGACCUUGCUGCCUUUCCCACAGUCAAUGACCUCAUUACGCACCUCCGCACUAGUGACACUCACUACCGCGCUGCGCUUCCUGCUGAGUUCUGCGCCAAGAACCCCCCCCCCAUGUACAUCACUCUCUACUACAUAGUCACCCGGCUCCCUGACUCUCUCCGCGUAGUCAAGGACCACUUCCUCUCAGUUUGCCCCACCACUCUCACCGUUGACCUCCUCCAGAAGGCCCUCCUAGCAGCAGAGACAAGCAUAGUUGCUGUAGGAGCCUCUCGUGCGGGAGACGCCGCUCUGGCAAGGGCAAGGGGGGCAAGGGCGCUGGAGGGGCUAGAGGGGGCGGUGGAGGUGGUAGUGGAGGCGGUAGAGGGGGUGGGGGUGGUGGUCGGAGUGGUGGCGGGGCUGGCGGUGGCGGUGGCAGCAGUGGAGGCGGCGGAGGCGGCGGUAGUGGCGGAGGGAGCGGAGGCGGCGGAGGUGGCGGAGGCGGCAGAGGUGGCGGAGGAGGCGGAGGCGGUGGCGGCGGCGGAGAUGGAGCUAGUCGCGACUCUGCGCAGAGGAGUGGGUCCAGUGGUGGUCUCUACCUCCCCUCGUUCUCUACGAACUUGA
Closterium sp. NIES-65 is the source of this 1917-nucleotide messenger RNA. NCBI's taxonomy places the organism in Eukaryota, Viridiplantae, Streptophyta, Zygnematophyceae, Desmidiales, Closteriaceae. The record is from the annotation of a GenBank genome assembly.